CGCUCUUUUUACUCUCUUAAAGUUUGGUAUAUCUUAGUCUUUUCGCGUACAGGUGAAGCUGAAAAAAAGACAGCAUUUUCACUUCUAAUUUUGUUCCAAGUUGCCUAGUUGGACUGAAAUUGACAAUAGCAAUGUAGAGGAAGUUGCCAUACAAAAGGCACCUAAUAAUUCUCCGUUCACUCAAAGCAAAAAGUAAACGUGUCAUACAAUUAUAGGUAACUUCAUUAGGCAAAUUUGGUCAUCAAGGUGGCUAUUGUACCUAUAAAAGGACCCUCUCUAUAACCGCAAAUCAUUCAUUCAUAGAAAAGAAUAUUUUUAUCAUCUAUUCAGAGUUCCUCAAGAUAAUCUCUCAAGAUGCAGAUCUUUGUGAAAACCCUGACCGGAAAGACCAUCACCCUCGAGGUGGAAAGCUCCGACACCAUUGAUAACGUUAAGGCUAAGAUCCAGGACAAGGAAGGAAUUCCACCAGAUCAGCAAAGAUUGAUCUUUGCCGGAAAGCAGCUUGAUGACGGCCGUACUUUAGCCGAUUACAACAUUCAGAAGGAAUCCACCCUUCACUUGGUGCUCCGUCUGCGUGGUGGGAUGCAGAUCUUUGUGAAGACCCUCACUGGGAAGACAGUCACCCUUGAGGUGGAAAGCUCCGACACCAUCGACAACGUUAAGGCCAAAAUUCAGGACAAGGAGGGUAUCCCGCCAGACCAGCAAAGGCUGAUUUUUGCUGGUAAGCAAUUGGAAGAUGGCCGUACCCUGGCUGAUUACAACAUCCAGAAGGAAUCCACCCUUCACUUGGUAUUGCGUCUCCGUGGUGGGAUGCAGAUCUUUGUCAAAACCCUCACUGGUAAAACAAUUACUCUCGAGGUUGAAAGCUCUGACACCAUUGACAAUAUUAAGGCUAAGAUCCAGGACAAGGAAGGCAUUCCCCCAGACCAGCAAAGGUUGAUCUUUGCAGGCAAGCAGCUUGAAGACGGCCGUACCCUUGCUGAUUACAACAUCCAGAAGGAGUCAACCCUUCAUUUGGUACUCCGUCUUCGUGGUGGGAUGCAAAUUUUCGUGAAGACUUUAACUGGAAAGACAAUCACCCUCGAGGUUGAAAGCUCCGACACCAUUGACAAUGUCAAGGCCAAGAUCCAGGACAAGGAAGGAAUCCCCCCAGACCAGCAAAGAUUGAUCUUCGCUGGAAAGCAGCUUGAGGACGGCCGCACCCUUGCUGAUUACAACAUCCAGAAGGAGUCCACCCUUCACUUGGUCCUUCGUCUUCGCGGUGGGAUGCAAAUCUUCGUGAAAACUUUGACUGGCAAGACCAUUACCCUUGAGGUGGAAAGCUCCGACACAAUCGACAACGUUAAGGCCAAGAUUCAGGACAAAGAGGGCAUCCCACCAGAUCAGCAAAGGUUGAUUUUUGCUGGUAAGCAGUUGGAAGAUGGACGGACACUGGCCGAUUACAAUAUUCAGAAGGAAUCGACCCUUCAUCUUGUGUUGAGGCUAAGGGGAGGUAUGCAGAUUUUUGUGAAGACCUUGACUGGGAAGACCAUCACUUUGGAGGUGGAGAGUUCUGAUACUAUCGACAAUGUGAAGACUAAGAUUCAGGACAAGGAGGGCAUUCCCCCAGACCAGCAGAGGCUGAUCUUUGCAGGGAAGCAGCUCGAAGAUGGAAGGACUCUGGCGGACUACAACAUCCAAAAGGAGUCUACUUUGCACCUUGUCCUCCGUCUCCGUGGUGGUUUCUGAAAGGGUCUGCUGUUGUUGGCGUCUGGGUCAUUUGCUGCUGUUGCUUUGUUGCGUUCAUGAACUAGUCUAUUUUCUUUUUAUCUUGUAAUGUGUCUUAAGAGAGUCAAGAAUUACUCGUGAACUCUCAUGUUUCUGUUUUAGUGAAUAAUUAUGCUAAAGAUUUGAGGUUUAAAACUGUUUGGCCUUGGAACUUUUUCUUGUUUGCAAUCUAUGAGAAGACUGAUCUUGAAGUUUGAUCUUU
This is a messenger RNA of Capsicum annuum, 1969 nucleotides long. Its product is annotated as polyubiquitin. Gene Ontology annotation, cellular component: nucleus; cytoplasm. Gene Ontology annotation, biological process: protein ubiquitination; modification-dependent protein catabolic process. The record is from RefSeq and is a predicted model, not a curated record. Gene Ontology annotation, molecular function: ubiquitin protein ligase binding; protein tag activity. The transcript is spliced from 2 exons. Bases 355 to 1728 code for a protein of 457 amino acids. NCBI's taxonomy places the organism in Eukaryota, Viridiplantae, Streptophyta, Magnoliopsida, Solanales, Solanaceae.